This is a messenger RNA of Eupeodes corollae, 1229 nucleotides long. RefSeq lists its product as uncharacterized. The transcript is spliced from 5 exons. NCBI's taxonomy places the organism in Eukaryota, Metazoa, Arthropoda, Insecta, Diptera, Syrphidae. Bases 167 to 1138 code for a protein of 323 amino acids. The record is from RefSeq and is a predicted model, not a curated record.
GCGUCACCACAUCUCUGCGUUACUCUUUGGAAAAGUUUUCACUAUAAAAGCACACUGCCGGCAGCGUCUUAACAACAGUCUGUUUAUCGAUACUCGAUAGCAAACACAUACCGUUAAUUUAGCUCCUUCCUUUUUUAAUCAAAAAGUGAUUUUAGAUUUGAUCACCAUGAAGGUACUUAUUGUUGCAAUGUUGGCCCUCACCAUCGCCAUUGUCGCUGGCGAAGACAAAUACACAACCAAAUACGAUAAUAUCGAUAUUGAGGAAAUCUUGAAAUCAGACCGAUUGUUCAAGAACUAUUUCAAUUGUUUGAUGGAAUCUGGUAAAUGCACCCCAGACGGUCGUGAAUUGAAGCGAGUUCUUCCCGAUGCAUUGAAAACUGGUUGCAGCAAGUGCAGUGACAAACAACGUGCUGGAACUGAACGUGUACUUAAAUUCAUCAUUGAAAAUAAACCAGAACAAUGGAAGGCCCUUCAAGAAAAAUACGAUCCCGAUGGUGUUUACUUCAAGAAGUACGAAAACGAGGCUAAGCAACUUGGAGUUAAGGCUUUUAAUGUCGCAUGCUUUCCACCCCAUAUGACAAAAGUAUAUAAGAGGCUUUUAGAUUCCAUCACUGCUCUGAAAGUAUCAAUUUUUAAAAACGACGAAAUGUUCAACCGAGUGAUAAUUUUUUGUCUGUUCCUGUUAACAGGACUUAUUCAAGCCCAUCCAACUCCAAAUCCAGCUGCCGAAGCUACCACGGCUCGAGAAACUUACGAUACAAAAUUCGAUAACAUUGAUAUUGAUGAAAUUCUUGGGAGUGAACGUCUUCUCAAGAACUAUGUCAAUUGCUUAGCUCGCGAAGGUCCUUGUACAACCGAUGGUAAAAUGUUACAAGCGAUCACAUCGCCAUUUGAAUAUAUUAGAAAUACUCCCCGACGCGGUAUCAACCGAUUGCAUGAAAUGUACAGAGAAACAGAAGACGGGGUCGGAGAAGGUGACACAUUACCUGAUCGACAACAAACCACAAGAUUGGGAACGCUUAGAAAAAUUAUACGAUCCGCAAGGAAGCUAUCGCAAAGCUUAUUUGGAAGAGAAGGGCGAAGGGACAAAGGAAUAAGAGAAAUAAGUUUUACGGUAAGAAAGGAGAGUCUUUUGUAAACCAGCGAAUUUCCAUUUCCAAGCAGUGUCAACCGUUUUUAGUUAACUUUUAUGAAUUUGUGUAUAAAUAAAGAAUUUUGCAUUUAAAUAA